GUCGCGUGGGUGCAGGUGGCGCACUUCCUGUUCGUUUGACAACAUUAUUCGUACGGCUGUUUUACUUGUGUCAGAGGAAACAAACAUGUCGUUUACGUCAUCCUCGCUGUGAUGACUUCGCUGUGACGUCAUCAGGAGGAAACGCAGAAACGGCUUGACCUGCGCGCGGACGCGUUUCUGUGCGUGACUUGGCUUCACCCGUGGAAAUGAGCGCUGACAUGUAGCUAACGUGGAGUUGUUCUCCUGUGGAACGUUCUCGUCUCUUUCAGGUCGGGGUUUAGGGUCCUUCUCUUUCAGGUCAGGGUUUAGGGUCCUUCGGUUUGCUGUUCGUGCGUUUCCGGUCUUUUGUCGCGCGCCUGUUGUCUACUUUUAGGCGUUAGCAGGGUUGCGUUAGCGGGGUUGCUAACCAACCACGCACACACAAACGGAGCUUUCGCAGUAGCAGCAGCAGCAGCGCAGACCGUCGUGACGUCACAAUGAGUUUCUUCAGUUUCGGACAGAGCGCAGAAAUCGACGUGGUGCUGAACGACGCGGAGACGAGGAAGAAAGCGGAACACAAGAGCGAGGACGGGAAGAAGGACAAAUACUUUCUGUUCUACGACGGAGAAACUGUCAGUGGGAAAGUGAAUGUGACCCUGAAGAAUCCCGGGAAGAGGCUCGAGCACCAAGGCAUCAAGAUCGAGUUUGUGGGACAAAUAGAGCUGUAUUACGACAGAGGAAACCAUCACGAGUUUGUCUCUCUGGUCAAGGAUCUCGCGAGACCUGGUGAAAUAACUCAGUCACAGACGUUCGACUUUGAGUUCACUCACGUGGAGAAACCGUACGAGUCGUACACGGGACAGAAUGUCAAGCUACGAUAUUUCCUCCGUGCGACAGUCGUCAGACGACUCAAUGACCUCAGUAAAGAGCUGGACAUCGUUGUCCACACACUGAGCACGUACCCCGAACUCAACUCCUCCAUCAAAAUGGAAGUCGGAAUCGAGGACUGUCUCCACAUCGAGUUCGAGUACAACAAGUCCAAGUACCAUUUGAAAGAUGUCAUUGUUGGAAAAAUCUAUUUCUUGCUGGUGAGGAUUAAGAUCAAACACAUGGAGAUCGACAUCAUCAAACGUGAAACGACAGGCACCGGACCCAGUGUUUACCACGAAAACGACACCAUCGCCAAGUAUGAGAUCAUGGACGGCGCUCCGGUCAGAGGUGAAUCCAUUCCCAUCCGGUUAUUCCUGGCCGGUUAUGAUCUGACUCCGACGAUGCGAGACAUCAACAAGAAGUUCUCAGUGCGAUAUUACCUGAACCUGGUGCUGAUCGACGAGGAGGAGAGACGCUACUUCAAACAGCAGGAAAUCACGCUGUGGAGAAAAGGCGACGUGGUGAGGAAGAGCAUGUCGCACCAGGCCGCCAUCGCCUCCCAGAGGUUCGAGGGCUCGGCAGCGUCAGAGAGCGCACUGGAACAAGCCGCCAAGGAGGAGAGCGGAUAGAGACGUCGUUGUCGCCGCCACCGCCCACCGCCAGUCCACGUCUGCGACAAAUUAGCCCAACAACUGAUCAACAACUCGUCAACAAGCAGCAGGAAGAAGGGAGAGUGACGACACACAGUAUGUGACCAAUGAAAGCGUUUCUUUUUCAAU
Molecule: messenger RNA, 1628 nt
Organism: Solea solea (common sole)
Lineage: Eukaryota; Metazoa; Chordata; Actinopteri; Pleuronectiformes; Soleidae
Product: vacuolar protein sorting-associated protein 26B-like
Exons: 6
Coding region: 477-1478 (333 amino acids)
Biological process (GO): retrograde transport, endosome to Golgi; intracellular protein transport
Cellular component (GO): endosome; retromer complex
Source: RefSeq, a predicted model, not a curated record